This is a messenger RNA of Hyalella azteca, 779 nucleotides long. Its product is annotated as protein POLR1D. Bases 127 to 705 code for a protein of 192 amino acids. The record is from RefSeq and is a predicted model, not a curated record. Lineage: Eukaryota; Metazoa; Arthropoda; Malacostraca; Amphipoda; Hyalellidae. The transcript has 3 exons.
UGUCACCGACUCACAGUGUCACUUUAAGUUUACAGGAUAGUCAUAGCUCUCUUAUCUCUUCUUUGAAUUAAAAAAUAGAUGUUGCCCAUUGCCAACUUCUUAAUUCUUCAAAAGAUUUGAAUAAUAAUGGCAUCUCCAUCUGACAAUGAUUUGACACGGUUGGCAGCGGAAGCACUGAUGCGCGAGGCGGUGAGAGGAGCGGCACGCGCAAGCCUUGCUGGGCCCAGCGGCUGGAGAAAGCCCAACAGAGGGGAACCCAACAAGAAAUUUCUCGCCAACACCAUCAGGGGUGCUGUAUUUUCUAACAAGAUACGGGAGACAAAACUCAGUCAACGAAGUAACUUGAAGAAAGAAGCACUGGAAGAGUUGGUUAGAGAUUCUCGAAAGUAUAAGAAAAAAUACCUCAAAGCAUCAACCAAGAGUUGCAACGUAAACACUAGUUUAAGCAGUUCCAAAUCCGACCCAACAAAGAAUGAACCUCGUAAAGCGCCACUGAAUGACCGAAUUAUGCCUCCCUCUCCUUCCCCCGGCAUUGAUGGUCGUAUUAUAAGCGAGACUUGCGUCGUGUGGACCGAGGAAAACUACCUCGAACUCCGGCCUGUCACUGAGGAAGAAAGAAAAUCUAAACAAAAGGAGAAAUCUUUACUCAGAGCUAAGAAAAAGCUAAGAUCAUUAAAUUUUAUACCGGCCAAAAACGCAUCCUGACAAUUCAUCAUACGUGUUAAUAAUCCCUAAUUUAGUCGAUCUGGCAGGUAUUACAAAUGAAAAAAAAAAAUCGU